GAAUUGCCCUUCCUCCAAGUUACCAGUCCCCUGUGCCUUCCUGCCCUGGACACACUGUGAGGCUGCUGUCUUAUGUCUUGUGUAUUUUCCUCCUUCCGCCAGGAUGUGGGUUCCCAGAGCCAGGCCAUAUUCUUCUUGCACCCUCAGCAAAGCCCACUUAACCAGGGGCUGCGAUAUUGAGGGCAGCUUCCCACACCCAGGGCCCUCACAUCAACCCCAGAGAAACUCUUCUGGGCCAGACUCCACAAUCCUCAGGCCUCCGCGGCGCUAGGGGGCGCUGUGGAAGCUCGGUCCACGCUCCCCGGGAUCCUGGGACCGAGGUCGCCCGCCCCAACGGCGCGAUGGGCUCCGAGGCGGCCCAGCUGUUGGAGGCGGCUGACUUCGCGGCUCGCAAGCACCAAUGGCAGCGGCGGAAGGACCCCGAAGGGACCCCCUACAUCAAUCACCCUAUCGGUGUGGCUCGUAUCCUGACCCACGAGGCAGGAAUCUCUGACAUUGUGGUGUUACAGGCAGCCCUGCUCCAUGACACGGUGGAGGACACAGACACCACCCUGGAUGAGGUGGAGCUGCACUUCGGGGCACAAGUGCGGCGUCUGGUGGAGGAGGUAACAGAUGACAAGACUCUGCCCAAGCUGGAGAGAAAGCGGCUGCAGGUGGAGCAGGCACCCCACAGCAGCCCCGGGGCUAAACUGGUGAAGCUGGCAGACAAACUGUACAAUCUGAGGGACCUGAAUCGCUGCACCCCAGAGGGAUGGUCCGAACACCGAGUCCAGGAAUACUUCGAGUGGGCAGCACAGGUGGUGAAGGGGCUUCAGGGGACAAACCAACAGCUGGAAGACGCUCUAAAGCAGCUGUUUAAGGAGCGGGGGCUGACACUCUGAGCAGUAUUUGGAGCCAUCCAGUGGCACAGACUCCAUCCUUACCCAGGCCAGAGAAGAUUCAUACUUCAGCCUUUCGGUGCCUCCCGAGCUUCCUCCCUGGUUCACUCAGCCCAGGUAUUAGAGACCAAAUACACGUGUCCUUUCUCACUCUGAAGAUCUGCCAACUAAGCUGAGCCCCAGAUUGUGGGAUGAUGCGCCCCACCCAUUUCUAAUGCAUUCACUGCCCUUCUCCAGGCCUUGGGUCUGAUUGCAUGGUGGGAUCUCUGGCCCCUCAGGGACUUGGGCUUAUAUAUAAACGCUAGUUCAAAAGUCAUUAUGCAAAAUAAAACAUUUGGAUAAAGGUU
Molecule: messenger RNA, 1225 nt
Organism: Aethalodelphis obliquidens (Pacific white-sided dolphin)
Lineage: Eukaryota; Metazoa; Chordata; Mammalia; Artiodactyla; Delphinidae
Gene: HDDC3
Product: HD domain containing 3
Exons: 4
Coding region: 342-881 (179 amino acids)
Molecular function (GO): guanosine-3',5'-bis(diphosphate) 3'-diphosphatase activity
Source: RefSeq, a predicted model, not a curated record